CGCUCCCCGCUGCGGCGCCGCCCGCUCGGCCCCGCUCCGCCGGGGGCCCGGCCGGCCGCGGAGAUGGGCGACAUGGAGUCCUACAAGGUGAUGCUGAACGGGCCAGCGCCCUGGGGCUUCAGGCUGCAGGGAGGGAAGGAUUUCAGCAUGCCACUCUCCAUCUCCAGGCUGACGCCGGGCGGGAAGGCGGCCCAGGCCGGCGUGGGAGUGGGUGACUGGGUGCUGUACAUCGACGGGGAGAGCACCAGCUCCAUGACGCACAUCGAGGCCCAGAACAGGAUCCGUGCCUGCGGGGACAGGCUCUGCCUCACCCUGAGCAGAGCCCAGAACCACCUGGGGAAGCCGCAGAAGGACUCACUCCCCUGCUCUGAACCCCUGAAAUAUAACUUCGCUCCCAGCACCACCCUCAACAAAACAGCUCGGCCCUUCGGGGCCGGCUCGCCUCCGAACCCACGGCCCGGGCUGGUGAUGAAACCCGUGACGUACGUGCCCCUGGUGCCCGCCUGCACCCCCCAGCACAAUGGGUGCUGAGCCUUGACAAGUCAGUAAGCCUUUUGUCUGCUCUCUCUAUCCUCCCUGCAUGCCUCUUCCCUGCUAGUGCCCCGUUCUCCGGGGCAGGGCCAGCCUGGGGACAGGCAGCACGCGCUGCUCUGCCCAUGUGGGUGGGUCAC
Molecule: messenger RNA, 671 nt
Organism: Gymnogyps californianus (California condor)
Lineage: Eukaryota; Metazoa; Chordata; Aves; Accipitriformes; Cathartidae
Gene: PDLIM7
Product: PDZ and LIM domain 7
Exons: 6
Coding region: 64-531 (155 amino acids)
Biological process (GO): actin cytoskeleton organization; heart development; muscle structure development
Cellular component (GO): filamentous actin; adherens junction; stress fiber
Molecular function (GO): muscle alpha-actinin binding; actin binding
Source: RefSeq, a predicted model, not a curated record